This is a messenger RNA of Prorocentrum cordatum, 1251 nucleotides long. The record is from the annotation of a GenBank genome assembly. Lineage: Eukaryota; Dinophyceae; Prorocentrales; Prorocentraceae.
GAUCAGCUCACGGACCAGCCAUGCGAUGACGCCCGUGCCGACGAAGCUCAUGCAGCUGGAGUCGCAGAUGACGGGCCUCGUGCUGCGCGGGGCGCUGACGCGGUGGCGGUCGAGGCGGACGUGCGUGAUGCUGGCAUCAAGGGAAAGACGUACAUCGUGCCCGACGACGUCAAGGAGCAGAUCUUGGCAGCGGUCGUGCCUGGUGACGUGGACGUGGCCUUGCGGAAGAAAUUGCACUCUGCAAUCUCACGGGCGCUCAGUCGCCCGAAUAUCCCGUCAGAGAUCGUGGCCAAGUGGGAGGCUGACUCCAAGAAGAACGCCAGCAAAUUCGCCUUUCUACAGGCGUAUGUGCAGGAUACGAGCUGCGCGGUCAUGGUCAUCCAGGAGAGGCACACCAGGACGAAGUCGGUCUACAGGGAGAAGACCAUGAUAUGGGCAACUAAGUUUCAAGUGUAUGCGAUGUACCAUGCCCACGCGAGUGAGGAGACGAUGCAGUUUUGCAACGACAUGCUGAAGCACGCCAAGCAGAGGUGCAGCGAUGACGCCAAGCACAAGCGGGACAAGAGGUUCAACAUCUACUACGUUCCACUCGCCAACAUCGAGGGCAACAAGGACGAGGUUGCUCGCCAGACCAGCGCGACUCUGACGGGCCACGUUGAUGAGAUGAAUGCUGGGAUGGCAGCAGAUAUGGUGAGGAGCUUAGGUCGAGGCAUCGAGAAGGAUGAGAAGCCCCACGCCGAGAAUGACUCGGGCCCGACGCGGGCCAAAGCCAAGGCCAAGGCCAAGUCGGCUCCUAAGGCUGCCAAGAAGCCUGCCAACCUUUCCCCACGUUCUCUGACUACGGUGGUGAUCAACAAGUUGUCGGCUGACAUUUCGGCCAUCAACCGGGUGCUCAAGGCGCUGGAUACCUGCCAGAAUAAGUUCAAGCAGUCGGUGAUUGAUGCGAUCAAGAUCAGCGAGCCCAAGGUGACGUCUGCUCUUGCUACCUUCCACGAGCUGCUGCAAGGCGACCGACCAACCUUGUCGGACGUGGUCGAGAAGUUCCACUCCAUCAAAGGUGAUUCUGAUUCACUCAACGAGGACUUGCUAGAGGCCCGGAGGAUCCUCGGCGAGAACAUCAAGAAGCCGACGUCUGUCUUUGACGGGCAGCUCGAGGCCAAGAUGAGGGCUGCGGAGGCGCAGCUCGACACGGCGGAUGGCGUCGACGCCGCUGCCGACCUCCAUGCCACGGAUGGCAAGGAGGAGUCAUGA